CUCGCUCGCUCGCUCGCGCUCUCCCUGGAUUCUCUCUAAUGGCGAUAAUCUCAGGAAUCCAAACCCUAAAACUCUCUCCUUCUCUAUACAAACCCCGAUCCUUUCUCUUCCCCAUCAAAACCCUAACCCUAACCCUAAUCCCAUCCCUUAAACCUCGUCCUCCUUCCCUUUGCAGAGCAUUCUCGCCCCGAGCUGUUCAGAUCGCCGACCCUUCAGUAAAGGAAGAGAAAGGCGCGACCUUCGCUAAACCUCAGUGGAGAGCGGCCAUUGACUUCAAAUGGAUAAGGGAGAAUCGGGAUUUGGUCGCUGAGAACAUCAGGAACAGGAACUCGGCUGCGAAUUUGGAGCUCGUUCUGGAGAUUUACGAGAAGUUUCUCAAUCUUCAGAAGGAGGUUGAACGGCUCCGAGGAGAAAGAAAUGUGGUUGCUAAUAAAAUGAAAGGAAAAUUAGAGCAAUCUGCGCGUCAAGCUCUCGUCGAAGAAGGAAAGAAUUUGAAGGAGCAACUUGUUUCCUUAGAAGAAGAGCUCGCUGAACUCACUGAUGUGCUUCAAUUGGAAGGACAGUCCAUACCUAACAUUACGCAUCCAGAUGUUCCUGUUGGGGGCGAAGACAAUUCUGCAUUGAGAAAGAUGGUUGGCAGUCAGAGAGAAUUUAGCUUUGCUCUGAAAGAUCAUCUUCAACUUGGGAAAGAACUUGAUCUAUUUGAUUUUGAUGCAGCGGCAGAGGUAAGUGGUUCAAAGUUCUACUACCUAAAGAACGAUGCAGUGUUGUUAGAAAUGGCCCUUCUUAAUUGGGCAGUUUCAGAAGUUUCAAAAAGAGGCUUUACACCUUUGAGCCCACCGGAGAUUGUGAGGUCAUCUAUUGUUGAGAAGUGUGGUUUUCAACCGCGUGCACAAAAUACUCAGGUUUAUUCUAUUGAAGGCAGUGAUCAAUGCCUCAUUGGAACAUCAGAGGUUCCUGUUGCUGGCAUCCACAUGGAUUCAAUCCUUUCUGAAUCUACACUGCCUUUAAAGUAUGUAGCAGUCUCUCAUUGUUUUCGGACAGAAGCUGGUGCUGCAGGUACCGCCACAAGGGGUCUCUAUCGUGUACACCAGUUCAGCAAGGUUGAGAUGUUCAUCUUCUGUCGACCAGAAGAUAGUGACCGGUACCAUGAAGAACUUAUUGGAAUCGAGGAAGAUCUGUUUACAUCCCUCGGUCUUCAUUUCAAGACUUUGGAUAUGGCAACUGGUGAUUUGGGAGCACCUGCAUAUCGCAAGUUCGAUAUAGAGGCAUGGAUGCCAGGUCUCGGACGGUAUGGUGAGAUAUCUAGCGCGUCCAACUGUACAGAUUACCAGAGCAGGAGACUUGGCAUCCGAUACCGUCCAUCUCCAUCGGACCCAUCACCACGAUCUAACUCGAAAAAAGGCAAGGGCAGCAGCUCUUCUGCCACUCGCUUUGUUCAUACUCUUAACGCGACUGCCUGCGCUGUUCCUCGCAUGAUCGUGUGCUUGCUGGAAAAUUUCCAGCGAGAGGAUGGCUCAGUUCUCAUUCCUGAGCCCUUGAGGCCUUUCAUCGGGGCCCUUGAAGUUCUGUCUCCAAAGGGUCAGUGAUGAUGUUUUCUUUCAUCUUGCCUGUUUGAGCUUUACUAUAUGUUAUUCAUGUUGGAUACGGGGAGCUCUGUUAUUGUGGCAUUUGUUCAACUCAAUAUUUAUUUCAUUUUAUGACUAUCUUCAUGCAAUUUCUUUUAAAAAAAA
Messenger RNA from Asparagus officinalis (garden asparagus), 1733 nucleotides. RefSeq names its product serine--tRNA ligase, chloroplastic/mitochondrial. Gene Ontology annotation, cellular component: mitochondrion. Gene Ontology annotation, molecular function: serine-tRNA ligase activity; tRNA binding; ATP binding. Gene Ontology annotation, biological process: mitochondrial seryl-tRNA aminoacylation. The record is from RefSeq and is a predicted model, not a curated record. The transcript is spliced from 9 exons. Bases 39 to 1589 code for a protein of 516 amino acids. NCBI's taxonomy places the organism in Eukaryota, Viridiplantae, Streptophyta, Magnoliopsida, Asparagales, Asparagaceae.